UUUCCAUUUCCUUUGUUCCUCUCCUUUCUUCUCAACCAUCAUAAUUCCUAUUUUUCUAUUUUCCCUAAACCCUAUUUCACGUUCAGUCCCUCACUCCCAUUACCACCCACUGCACCCCGCACUCCGUCCCCGCGUCUGCCGUCGCACGCUGAACUCUCUCUAGCCGCCGCAGUCUCAGUCUCCCGACCAAAUCGCCGACGGACUUUCUCUUUCACACUCUCUCGUCUCUCCGAGCAAUCAGAGCUUCUUAUCUCUGUUUCAUUUCAGGCUUUUCAGAGGAAUACUAAGAUGGGUUUCCAGCUGCCGUCUCAUGGGAUUCAAUCAAUGCUUAAAGAGGGCCACAAGCAUCUCUCAGGCUUGGAUGAGGCCGUCCUCAAGAACAUUGACGCCUGCAAACAGCUCUCCACCAUUACUCGAACUUCUCUUGGUCCCAAUGGAAUGAAUAAGAUGGUAAUUAAUCAUCUUGAUAAGCUUUUUGUUACAAAUGAUGCUGCCACAAUUGUCAAUGAACUAGAGAUACAGCAUCCUGCAGCCAAAAUUUUGGUUUUAGCAGGUAAAGCUCAGCAAGAAGAAAUUGGUGACGGAGCUAAUCUGACAAUUUCGUUUGCUGGGGAACUUUUACAAAAUGCUGAAGAGCUCAUCAGGAUGGGUCUACACCCUAGCGAAAUAAUCAGUGGCUACACGAAAGGAAUCAAUAAGACUAUUGAGGUUUUGAAGGAACUAGUGGAGAAAGGUUCAGAGAACAUGGAUGUUCGUAACAAAGAGGAAGUUAUUUCGCGCAUGAAAGCUGCUGUUGCUAGCAAGCAAUUUGGACAAGAAGAUUUUAUUUGCUCUCUAGUUGCUGAUGCGUGUAUACAAGUUUGUCCUAAGAAUCCAGAAAAUUUUAAUGUGGACAAUGUUCGAGUUGCGAAGUUACUGGGAGGUGGUUUACAUAAUUCUUCAGUAGUGCGUGGCAUGGUCUUGAAAAGUGAUGCUGUGGGAAGUAUAAAGCGAAUUGAGAAGGCUAAGGUUGCUGUAUUUGCUGGUGGCGUUGAUACAUCUGCAACGGAAACAAAAGGAACAGUAUUAAUUCACACUGCUGAGGAGCUACAAAACUAUGCAAAAACUGAGGAAGCUAAAGUUGAGGAGCUGAUAAAAGCAGUUGCAGAUUCAGGGGCUAAAGUAAUUGUUAGUGGAGCAGCUGUUGGGGAAAUGGCUCUACAUUUCUGUGAGCGCUACAAGCUUAUGGUCUUAAAAAUUAGUUCGAAGUUUGAGUUGCAGAGAUUUUGUCGCACAACCGGUGCUGUAGCCAUGUUGAAGCUUAGCCAGCCAAAUCCAGAUGACUUGGGUCAUGUGGACUCUGUCUCAGUUGAAGAAAUUGGUGGUGUUCGGGUCACAGUUGUGAAGAAUGAAGAGGGGGGUAACUCUAUAUCUACAGUUGUGAUACGAGGAAGUACUGAUAGCAUACUGGAUGAUCUUGAGCGGGCAGUUGAUGAUGGAGUUAAUACGUACAAAGCAAUGGCGAAGGACAGCCGCACAGUACCUGGAGCUGCUGCUACUGAAAUCGAGUUGGCUAGGAGAGUAAAGGAGUUCUCUUUUAAAGAAACUGGAUUGGAUCAGUAUGCUAUUGCAAAAUUUGCAGAAAGUUUUGAGAUGGUACCAAAAACUCUUUCUGAAAAUGCUGGGCUAAAUGCAAUGGAGAUAAUAUCCUCGUUGUACGCUGAGCAUGCGUCCGGAAAUACUAGAGUGGGUAUAGACUUGGAAGAAGGGAUUUGCAAGGAUGUUUCCACGAUGAAUAUCUGGGAUCUUUACAUUACCAAGUUCUUUGCUCUUAAGUAUGCCGCAGAUGCUGCUUGUACUGUCCUUCGAGUGGACCAGAUAAUAAUGUCAAAACCAGCUGGAGGCCCCAGGAGAGGAGAUCAACCUGCGGGAAUGGAUGAGGACUAAAUCUUCAAUUGGCUCAGUUCUCUAAUUUAUUCUGCAUCUGCCCGUCCUCGCAAGUUAUUGAUUAAGAUAUUGAAAUGGUUUGUUUGUAUGAGAGGUGGGUGUUUUUAUUAGGUGAGGAGUUUGCUGUUGAAAAUGUGGCUUUUUGUGAAUGCCACUGCAAGUAGAACAAAUUUUUGAGUCACUGGCUUUGAUUGUUGGAUAUAAUGUCGGUAUAGCUUUGAUUGUCCGUAUAGCUUUGGCUUCUUGUGUUAGUUGAACUCCUCGAAAUUCGAAUGAAGCAAUUUAGAAUGAGUUGUUGACAAGCUAGCUUAGCUAGGUUUCUCCAAUCCUUUGCCUUAAUGCAUUUGUUCCCAAACC
Molecule: messenger RNA, 2283 nt
Organism: Benincasa hispida (wax gourd)
Lineage: Eukaryota; Viridiplantae; Streptophyta; Magnoliopsida; Cucurbitales; Cucurbitaceae
Product: TCP-1/cpn60 chaperonin family protein
Biological process (GO): protein folding
Molecular function (GO): ATP hydrolysis activity; ATP-dependent protein folding chaperone; ATP binding
Source: RefSeq, a predicted model, not a curated record